GGUCACCAACGGGGGCAAAACCACCCUGACCAACAGGAUCAGCAAGGCGCUGCCCAACUGCUGCGUAGUCCACCAGGACGACUUCUUCAAGCCACAAGAUCAAAUAGAAGUCGGGGAAGACGGCUUUAAACAAUGGGAUGUGUUGGACUCCUUGGAUAUGGAGGCAAUGGUGAGCACUGUGCGUGCGUGGAUUGAGAACCCAGUGAAGUUUGCCCGUUCCCAUGGGGUGAAUGUCACGCCUGGCUCUAAAGAGCCAGCCUCCAAAGAUAUCCAUGUAUUGGUCAUUGAAGGCUUCCUGCUUUAUAAUUACAAACCACUGAUAGACCUAUUUGACAUACGCUACUACUUGGCAGUUCCAUACGAUGAAUGCAAACGGAGGAGAAGUACACGUAACUACACCGUCCCUGACCCCCCGGGGCUCUUUGAUGGACACGUCUGGCCCAUGUACUUAAAACACAGGAAAGAAAUGGAGGACGGCGGUGUUGAUGUCGUUUAUUUAGAUGGACUGAAGUCUAGAGAUGAACUUUACAACGAAGUCUUGGAAGAUAUUCAGAACAAGCUUUUAAAUUGCUUAUAG
Tauraco erythrolophus (red-crested turaco) is the source of this 577-nucleotide messenger RNA. It is a transcript of the gene NMRK2, whose product is annotated as nicotinamide riboside kinase 2. The record is from RefSeq and is a predicted model, not a curated record. NCBI's taxonomy places the organism in Eukaryota, Metazoa, Chordata, Aves, Musophagiformes, Musophagidae.